AUGAACCCGGGGAACCCUCCACCGUAUUCGGGCCCUGGCCCGACGGCCCCGUACCCACCAUAUCCACAACCACCAAUGGGCCCUGAGGCCUACCCUCCAGGACCUAUGGGAGGGCCUUACCCGCCUCCUCAGGGGUACCCCUACCAAGGAUACCCACAGUAUGGCUGGCAAGGCGGGCCUCAGGAGCCUCCUAAAACCACAGUGUACGUGGUAGAAGACCAAAGAAGGGAUGACCUGGGCGCAUCCUCCUGCCUCACAGCGUGCUGGACUGCUCUCUGCUGUUGCUGUCUCUGGGACAUGCUCACCUGA
Molecule: messenger RNA, 309 nt
Organism: Pipistrellus nathusii (Nathusius's pipistrelle)
Lineage: Eukaryota; Metazoa; Chordata; Mammalia; Chiroptera; Vespertilionidae
Source: the annotation of a GenBank genome assembly